AUGGAGCUCGAUAAGAAUGAGAUUUACUACUUCCUGGACUGCCAUCAAAAUGCAAAGCGCUCAGGCUCCCUCCCGGCGGUGUAUCCGGCCACCCAGUCGGGCCUUGGUAGCAGUCAAGCGCAUGUCUUAAGUGAGGACAAUAAGCUGUUCGAGCAUUACUUCGACUACGACCUUUAUGCUCGCGGCCCCAAAGACAACCCAACCCCUCCACACAUCAUGGCCGACGAUGCUUCGCAGUCUGUACGUGACUCUGGGAGCACGACAGAGACAUCGUCUAUCCGCACCCCCGAGACCUUGCCAUCCAACCCGGGGUCCCCUUUGACGGACUAUGGCCCCCCCAUCUCGGAAGACUACCGGUAUGGGAAUGAUGACCUGGCUGCUCCUGAUCUCAAUGAAUACCCCAAUCACCCGUUCCUCUUCCCCAGGAUCGACCAGACACCAAACCCACCCAGGGAGCAGACUCUUCAGGUUCCCACCAGGAAGAGGUCACGGCCUGACAGUCCGAACGGGAAGAAACGCGUCGUCAGGGACGUGUACAAGACAAACCAAGUCAGGUCCACAGGAUCCUGCACAGGGUGCCGUAUUCGGAAAGUCGAUUGCACAACUUCCGGUACAUGUGACAGAUGCAUCAAGGCCUAUCCCAGGGACUCAAAGUGCGCCUGCGUUCGCAAAGAACUCUUGGCAACUGCCGCCGACCUGUCCUCAGCACACUUCGCUGGGUUAGAAAGGAAGGCCGAGUUGGAGGCGAAAUACUCGCUCCAGUUCGUGCAGCCACAGGACUACGGGAUCGUCCACAGGGGCCAUGUGGUGUUCGGCCGUGACCCGCAUGGAGCGACAAGGCUGUCUACCGCGCUGCAAAACUACUGUCGCAUGUCGGACGAUGGUCAGCGGCCCAUCUACCAAGGAUGCUUCCUCGCCAGGGAAUACGGGGUGCCUUCGUGGAACGAUCUGAUCAGCUGGGGCGAGAAAAUCGUCUUCCCCGAAGACAGAGACACAUUCGAAGGCCUCAUCGAGCUCUUCAUCAAGGACUAUUCCGCCCCCUGUCGCUCCGGCGGCCCCCGGCGGCCCCAAAUGGAUCUCCUCGACAACGUUCAUAAGAUGAAGGUCAUGUAUAAGAUCUGCUGCGAGGAGAACUUCAACUUCAUCCGGGAGAACACCAACGCCGUCGAGCCGCUGCCGCUGCCGGUCAAGGCGGAGUUCAGGACCAUCGCGCGGCUGGCCCUCGCGCAUUUCGAGGAGAGAGCGCUCGGCGCGCUCGACAAGUACCUCGCCCCGAAAAGGGUCCCGCCGUGCGAGGUGCCGGCGCUCUGGGCCUCGCUGUGGCAGCUGUUGUUCAUCUACCGGGACCUGCUGCGGACCCGCGCCCCGUCCGAGACCAACGCCGUCCCGCUGCUCAACGCCGUCGCCGUCUUCUACGCGACGCGCUUCAGGACCUCGGACUCCCUCAAGCUCUCCCUGGACGGCAUCCAGGGCUCCUGGGACCCGCGGGAGACCGGGCAGGCGGCGCUCGCCAGCACGUUCGACCACGCCUUGCGGCUCCGCGACACCCUUCACCGCACUAUUGCUGCCGGCACAGACAAUAUCGAUAUUCGUCUCAAGGGCCUCGUCGUCGAUCCUGAGAUGAAGGUGCUCAACCGGCGACAGCCUAGCAAGAAGUCGGCCAAGGGAAAAUAG
Molecule: messenger RNA, 1674 nt
Organism: Colletotrichum navitas
Lineage: Eukaryota; Fungi; Ascomycota; Sordariomycetes; Glomerellales; Glomerellaceae
Exons: 4
Coding region: 1-1674 (557 amino acids)
Biological process (GO): regulation of DNA-templated transcription
Molecular function (GO): zinc ion binding; DNA-binding transcription factor activity, RNA polymerase II-specific
Source: RefSeq, a predicted model, not a curated record